Microdochium trichocladiopsis is the source of this 1392-nucleotide messenger RNA. RefSeq lists its product as uncharacterized. Bases 500 to 1087 code for a protein of 195 amino acids. NCBI's taxonomy places the organism in Eukaryota, Fungi, Ascomycota, Sordariomycetes, Xylariales, Microdochiaceae. The record is from RefSeq and is a predicted model, not a curated record. The transcript is spliced from 2 exons.
ACUCUCUUGUGGUCUUUUAUUACUUUGAAGGUCCCCUGCAGCAGGAGCGAGCCUCGAUUCCUUCACGUUCAAUCAAAUCCCUGCCACUACCCCAACCUUUGCACGUCGAGCAACCGCAUCCAUCGCCUGGUGGCCGGCCCGCUGCUCCAUAUCGAACGAAGCUUGUGAGUCUUCUUGCAACUAUUGGAUCCGGCGGUAGCAGGGGAACAAAAGUCCUUGCUCCACCGGCCGCCAUUGAGGACAUCUCGGGGACACCCAUUUGAAAUAUUAGAGAUAAAAAGAUUAUUCAAGAAAGGAAAGGGGGAAAGAGAGAGAGAGAGCAGGUCUUCUGGCUGCCUUUACACGAACCACACUGACUUUCUUCUUGCUCAGCAAUCCUUUGGUGUCUUGUCCAGUCUGGCUAGCGUUCCGCGUUACCGGCGACAGCAAAGACCAGGUGUGUGUGAGAAUAUCACAAGGAGGGGGAAGAACAACCGGCACGUUUGAAGAAGGAAACAGAAUGGCCUCCAACACCACCACCACCACCACUAAUACUGCGGCUCCUAUGCCGGUGGUCACUUGCGGUGCGCACGAGGCCGUGGGGAAGGCCGUCAUCGCGGGGCUCAAGCCCGAGUAUGAAGUGAUUCUAUUCUGCCAAGGCGCCACAGCCCUGGCAAAGGAACUCCCACUCCUGCUCUCCUCCCCCGCGACUUUUACUCCGGAGAGCAGCACCAUCGGCUCGGGCAACUUCUCCUCGCCACCCCGGGCGGUAAUCUUUGGCGGGGCCUGGGGACCCGAGGACAUUGCGCAGGUCCAGGGAGCGCUUGCUGCUGCUGCUGCCAGUGGUGGUGGUGGUGGUGGUGGUGGUGCUGAGGCUACCACCAUCGGCCAGCUGCUGGACGAGCUCGUCAUCCUCCGCAACGACACGGGCAUAAAGCCAGCGCCCGUCACGCAGCCGGACGGCACGGUCGUGCCCGUGGUGCCGGGCUCUCCGGAGUACAGCGAGCACGUCACCGGGCGGGUGAGGGCGGCGCUGGGAAAGUUGGCCAGCGAGGGGAAAGGGGCGCUGGCAAAGGUCGAGGGGAGCAAUGGGGUCUAUUGGUACUGAAGCGAUUUCCCCGCCUCGGUAGAUGGGCUGACCGCCAUCCAGAAUAUCGAGCGUGGGCUUAUUUUAUUCCUUAUACUUUUUAUUUCAUUUUUUUCAACGCAUGGGCAACAAGAGUUGAGUCAUGGCUGGUGGAAUAUUGUUGGAUCCCUUGUAGUUAGGCCAUGGGUUUGCGGGAAACAAAAGACCAACUUGCAAGGACGACAAGGUCAAUCAAGCCCGCCAGGUCAAUAAGAGUCAUCUCAAGUAUUAGCGCCAGAUACAGUCGGAUCACAAGAUGUUUGGAAUUGUUGCCUACAACUUCUAAC